Messenger RNA from Talpa occidentalis (Iberian mole), 2225 nucleotides. RefSeq lists its product as uncharacterized. The transcript is spliced from 6 exons. The coding region runs from base 981 to 1727 and encodes 248 amino acids. The record is from RefSeq and is a predicted model, not a curated record. NCBI's taxonomy places the organism in Eukaryota, Metazoa, Chordata, Mammalia, Eulipotyphla, Talpidae.
AGAAAAGGGCAGUUCUGAGGAGCAACUGCUACAACGGACUUGUGGUUGGGCAGCAGAGUGGAGACCACCGCUGCUGCUGGCUCCCGCCACCGAGGCACCUCCCAGAUCUGAGCCACAGAUGUGGGGGAGAGGCACGGACCCCUCUUCCUGAGGCAGGCACUGUGGGACUUUGCCACCUGCCCAGGCCCCUUCCUUCACCACAGCAGAACUGCUUUCUAGUGCUCUCUGAAGUGAAGGAUGCUGAGGCUCAGCCCUGUUCAUUGAAGCGCGACCCAGACCCAAGUCUGGAACCAGGAUGUCUCCAAGUCGCCUCGUCUCUCCCCUACUGGCUCAUGCCUCAGCAGGGAGGUGACCUGCAGUCCCGAGGAACCCACCACUUCAUGUCAGAGCCUAGGGCACAGGUGAUCACGGACGUGGCAGGACUGCAGGGUCAUCAGUGCCCCCCAGCCCUGAGUUGGAGCUAUCUCUGUCCUGGCCUAAGGACCUCCCUCCCAGAGGCCUCCGAGCCCUUCCCAGCUGCUGCAGGCCUUACCAGCUCCUUCAGCUCUGCCAGCUUCUCCUGCAGCUGGCCGAGAUUCAUGGCCAGCUCGCUGUUGGUGUGCUGCUCUGUUUGGAGUGAGCCAGUCACCUCCAUGUUCUGAUGAGCCUGGAUAGACAGAAGAAACAAUGAGGCGCCACUCAAUAUAGCUGGAGACCCAGAGCUCAGUGUCUCUUCCCACAUCAGGAUGAGGUCAUCCCCCAGGCCAGGGCACCCCAGGCACCUUACCUUCUUGCCAAGCGCUCUCUGGGCUCCGAAUCCUGAUCAUCUCCUGCACCCACCCUCUGCCUGGGACUCCCACGUCACCCGCUCUCCACGGGGAUGAACACUGCCCACCUCUACACAUCAGUCUCAAAGGCACCCCCUCCAGCCUCCAGACCCUUCAGAGCCAACUGCUCCCUCAGUUGCCACAUCCCACCUUGCCGCCUGCUGCCAAGGGCCCAUGGGAGAUGGAAGACCCCAAGAUGUUUUUCCUUUGGCAUUCUCUCAACUGCGGAGAGGAAAAAGAGAGUUGAGGCUCACGAGAACUGCAAGCCUCUGUACUCACACCCCACUUUACAAGUUAGAUUUGCCAUCUGACUUCAUGCCACCAACAUCUCCACCAGGUGCUGUUUUGUUAUCCAGAGCCUGGAGAGAGGGGUCCUGGGGAGAAAAGCUGGAAACCUCACACCCAGGGCAUGCCCCCAAGUGCUUCACCAGUUUCGUUACCCGCCUGGCCCUUCACCUGCUCUGCUCCAGGGACAUCUGUGCUCCAGGGACAUCUGUGCUGCCCAAAUUUCUGUGCUGCAGUCCUACCAGGAUGCAUACAGCAAAGUUUGGGAGAAAGCACAAUUGCAGAGGGGAGCACAGAGAGGCAGAAAUGACUGAAUCACCCUGCAGUAAGAAAAAGGAGAGUGCACUCAUCCCUCUUGUGGACCUGACUCAGUAUGCUCCUGACUACACUGAGCGGGAUGAGGAGAGAGCUCUUGCAUGGGGAUUUACUGAGUUUGACCCCAGCUCCACUUGGAGAGUAACCUCCCAUGGGACGAUACUCCUCCUGGAGGCCCUGGUAUAUCUGGUGCUAAAACAUCUUCACGAAGGAUCUCACUAUGGGAGAGAUGUCUUAUUAGAAACAGUGCGCCCAUAUUUGAAGGACCCAUAUUUACAUAAAAUAGCACACCUGGGGCUGUCAACUAUGUGCCAGGAAUAACCCCAAGACUGACUCCCACCCUAAAGCCAUUGGGGUUCAAUAUCGGGGCAAGUGCCCUUUUGAGGACUGGCAGGUGGACUUUACACAAAUACUUAGAAAAACAGGCAGUUUCAAUGACAUACUGGAUUUUGUGGACACCUUCUCCGGAUGGGUGGAAGCUUUUCCCACAAAGACGGAGAAAGCUUCCAAGGUGGCAAAAGAGCUGCUGAAGGAGAUAAUCCCUCGCUUUGGGUUGCCCAACUCCAUCCAGAGUGAUAAUGGGCCAACAUUCAUCUCUGACUUUACUCAUGCAGUAAGCAAUGUGUUACAGAUCAACUGGAAAUUGCAUGCUGCAUGGAGACCACAGUCUUCUGGAAAAAAUGAACCACACCUUAAAGAAAAUCUUGGCAAAACUGUGCCAAGAAACACACCUUCGUUGGGACCAAGUACUAUCCCUUGCCCUCCUCCAGAUAAGAGUGGCACCUAGAAGUGGGCUACAAUUAAACCCCUUUGAAACUA